Messenger RNA from Monomorium pharaonis (pharaoh ant), 1397 nucleotides. RefSeq names its product putative nuclease HARBI1. NCBI's taxonomy places the organism in Eukaryota, Metazoa, Arthropoda, Insecta, Hymenoptera, Formicidae. The transcript is spliced from 5 exons. The coding region runs from base 183 to 1379 and encodes 398 amino acids. The record is from RefSeq and is a predicted model, not a curated record.
UUAUGUGUGCAAUGUAUAUGUUGUGGUCAAACCCCGUUGCGCAGGCGUUACUAGAGGUUUGUUCUUUCCAGCUGCACUGGUACUGCACUAGUUCUGAACUAGAACUGGCAAACAUGGCAGAAAUUUCAUGAGUGCAGGAACUCGGAUAGGAGUGGAAAGAACGUUAUAGUGCAAGAAUCAAUAUGGAGCAAUACGUGGUUUUUGACGCUUCCUCAGAUGAAGAAGAUUUUAUUCUUCCUCCAGCACCAUUAUAUGAAGAACCUGUCAGGGACGAAGAAAAUGAUAUUUAUGACGAGUUACAAAUACUACAUCCAGUUUUUGGACGACUUCAAAGGAUACAGCAUGUAAAAAUAUUGAAUUAUGUAGAAAAUAUUGUUAACAAUUAUGACAAUAUUGAUUUUAUUAUGCACUUUCGUUUGUCAAGGGAAAAAACAUACGAAUUAAUAAAUAAAUUUAGAAUAUCUGAAAUAUUUAUUUCUUUGCAAGAUGAUGCUGGGCGACCUAAUAUAACAGCAGAGAAACAUAUAUUGUGUUUCCUAUGGUUCGUAGGUCAUGAAAGUGCUUCUUAUCGCGAUGUAGCUGACCGAUUUGGAGUAACAAUAAGUACUUUGUACCACAUAAUAACUAGAGUAACAGAUUUUAUAAUGUUACUAGCACCAAAUGUUAUUAAAUACCCAACUUUAGCAGAAAAAGAAGAAACUGCAACAUUUUAUAGAGAAAGAAAAGGAUUUCCUGGUAUAAUCGGUGCUAUUGAUGGUUCGCAUAUUAGAAUUGAUAAACCAAUAGAAAAUCCAGAAUCAUACGUCAACCGAAAACAAUAUUUUUCUUUGCAUAUUCAAGGAACAGUGAAUCAUAAAAUGCAGUUUAUUGAUGUUUUCAUAGGAUAUCCUGGUUCUGUUCACGAUGCACGAGUUUUUAAGAAUUCACCAUUGCGUAACGAUCUACGUGAAUUGUGUGCAGAUAACUAUAUUUUGCUUGGAGAUAGCGCAUAUCCAUGUUUGAAAGAAUUAAUUGUACCGUACAGAGACAAUGGACAUUUGUCACGUGCACAAAGAAUUUUUAAUCAAAAACUAAGUUCCUGUAGGGUAAUUAUUGAAAAUGCUUUUGGAUGUCUAAAACAACGUUUUCGACAACUAUAUUAUUUUAAAUUACGUGAUAUAGUACGCAUGGUACGUGUAAUACAUGCGUGUUGCGUACUUCAUAAUAUGACAAGUUUAGAAGAUUUACAAUAUCUUGAAGAACCUAUAAAUGAUCAGUAUCCUGAUAUGGGAGCACAAAACGUAUAUAUUAAUAUUAAUGAAGCAGUACGAGACCAUGAUACUGGAGUACAUAUCCGAAAUGAAUUAUGUCAUUUAUUAUCAAUAAAUAAUAAUGAAUAAAAUUAAAGAAAAGCAAUC